Molecule: messenger RNA, 2255 nt
Organism: Coccomyxa subellipsoidea C-169
Lineage: Eukaryota; Viridiplantae; Chlorophyta; Trebouxiophyceae; Coccomyxaceae
Exons: 4
Coding region: 65-463 (132 amino acids)
Source: RefSeq, a predicted model, not a curated record
UAAGCUUCCUGUGACUAAAUAAAGCUAAGAGCAGGGUGUUUCCUUGACACUAGAAGUGAACAUCAUGGCAAUGAACACUAUGCUCUCGUCGGCAAGCAGGCUUGCCCUUGGAGACGCCCGGGUAUUGAUGCAGCGUGUCACUGCACGUCUCUACACAAGCUCGCCCCAGGUCCAGAUGGGAUUUGGCAGUCAUUCCUCAGACAACGACCCGGAAGUUCUGGACAGGGAAAAGGAAAGGAACCUGAAAGGUCACCCCACUACAGGCACGCCGAAGUCUGCCGUGAAAGAUUUGGAGGAGGGCUGGAACGAGAAACUGGCAUCGGACUCAGAAGCAGCAGUGAAAGCUGAGCGCCAUCACAAUGGAAGCGAGUCGAUAGAGGAUCUGCAGAAAAAAUCUGUUCACCACAUCCGGACAGAGCACCACGAGGAAGAGCAUGUGGUGGGGAGCGUGGCCCCCAAGUAGUGUGCCCUAUAAAGGGCUGGGCACGUUCUGAGGAUCGUUCCCACCCUACAAGCAGCAAGGAUGUGCACCUACGUCAUUUGAAGGAUGUAGAUGUGCCAGCAACCCUGUAAUCCUUUGAGGGAAACACAAAGAAUGUCAUCAUCGCUUGUGUAACUGUCAAGGUCCCAACAGGCCAUCCUUAUAACCUGCUGCACGAAGCUGGUUGGGUGGAUGGCUGGUCUACAGCCCUCAAAUAGUGCGUACAUGGUGCACACAUGAACGCUCAUGGUUGACUUGUCUGCUAGAGGGACGAAAGGGCUGUGCAUAUGUGCAGGUAUUUGGGUUCACAAGUAGACUGAGUAAGGUUUAUAUGUACAGUAUCAAAGCCUGCUGUAAUCUGAAGUAGUUCAAUUGGUGUGCACCCACUUAUGCUGGCUGUGCUCUUUCCCUCAGAAACGGGGCAGCUCUGGUUUGCUGAUGCAUCUUGGAUUGCAGACUCAACUCCAAAUGGAUCUUGCUCAGUGAGCUGACAUUGUACUGGACUAGAGAGAUCAUGGCAGCCUCUACGGUAGCUUGGGAGACAGCACAUUUGCGUGGUAGGUUGCGUAUGCACACACUGGGCAAGAAAGGCUUCCGCAGUGAAGGGAGCAUGACCAAUUGGGUGUAUCCUCAGCAAAUUUAUAUAGAUUAUGUGAAGGCUGGCAUGCAUGUGGAACAUGCUGAAUUUAAGUGUGUGGUGCAUGUGUCUGUCAGUGAAUAAUCAUAGAAAUUUGAAAGAUCUUUUGUGCUGGUUCAGGUUCAAGUCUCGCAUCCCAAGCUUACCGAUUCACUCAAUAGUUUACAGAUCAGGCCAGGAAAUAUAAAGAUGUCCACACCAGGAUAUUGCAGAGAUACUUCUGCUUAGCACUCAGAAGGGGCAUGGUUUAACAUCAAUGUUCAAUUAUUGAUCACUCUUGAAGACAGCACCCCUAAACAAGGAAGCGUGGAUUGCCCAUGACAUGAGGCCUCUCUGGCCUAAGGUGCUGCCACAGAUUAGCACAACUCCCUCAUAGAGAACAUGCCAUGACAAGAACAUGCCCAAGAAAAAGACCCGCAUAUAUGGUGGAUUUGGCUACUGCAUCACCCCUGGAACCUUCCCCCUGGCAUAUCAUAAAGUGCUGCUCAAGUCCCCAUCUACUUACCAGGACGACUCUACUGCAUUCUUGCUACCUAACAGACAGAACGUCUAGAUAAACGUGCAGUUCAAUGACCUUGACCAUGUGCACUUUGUUUCUGUUUGGGGACUCAAUUGAGUCCCCAAACAAAACAACAUUGUCAGGCAACCAUGGGCAUGCCGUCACGUGAGAUAUGAGCCGAGACACAUACAGAGAACCUUUCGAUUUGUCCAUCCUGGAGUUCAUCCAGUCUGUAAUACAUCUGGACAAGUGCAGAUGGUGCUGUGGGGCUGAAGUCACUCCACCACACAUCAACUCGCUGUUGGUGUAAAUGCAUGGAGCAACAUCAGGCUCCAGACAGACUGGCGCUCUCACUGGUGCUGGCUCUCAUAGAGGGUCCAUUUGCGUUUCCGGGCGCACUCGUUCAUGGUGAGCUCUGACUGCAGGAAAUACAUCCCAAAUGCCGGGCUGACAAUCAGUGCGGUCUUGCCGCUGACUCCCAGGGAUGACCUGAACGCUGGCAGGUAUUGAUUUGCCAGGAAUACUAAUGUCCCUGCAGUAGCCAACGCCCAGCCGGCAGCCUUGCCACCAGCCACUAGACUCUGUUGAACACAGUCUUGUUGUGUCUGCUUGCGAAGCUCCUCCAGAGCCUUCUCCUU